Messenger RNA from Rotaria sordida, 1482 nucleotides. NCBI's taxonomy places the organism in Eukaryota, Metazoa, Rotifera, Eurotatoria, Philodinida, Philodinidae. The record is from the annotation of a GenBank genome assembly.
AAAACAACAUCCACAGGCAUCAACACAUCUGAUGAUAAAAUACAGUGAACCUCAUGUACCUAUUCUUUACGGCCCACAAAUUCCUCGACGAGAUCGUGAUGACACUCGAGAACGAUAUAGUCGAGCUCUUCUCACGCUCUUCGUGCCCUGGCGCACAGUUACUGAUCUCUGUGGUGCCAAUCAAACAUGGGAAGAUGCCCUCAACUCUCGGCAACAUCUUAUUUCUGUACAUUCGUGGAAGAUCAUAGAAAAUAUCCAACUUUUGCACGAAUGCAAAAAGGACCGCGAUGAACAUUUACUUCAAGUUAUUGCUGAAGCUCAAGUCGACAAUGAUGCAAUCGAUCCUGGACUUUUGCCAGCAAAUCAUGAUGUUCAUGGUGUAUACGACAUGGAUGACAGCGAUGACUUGCUUGAACUAUUAGGCAAUUUAGAUGAAUAUACAACUGCUGCAGUCAAUACCACAAGAAAAACAACAGAAAAUAAAUAUAUCGAAGAAACUAUCGAAGCUGUCGAGAAAGUUGGACGAUUUAAUCAUACGAACAUACAUCACCAAUCUUCUUCAGAUAUAUCAAUUGAUCGUACUAAUCGACAACUUAUACCGUUCCUUUGUGCAACACCUCAUCUUGUUCAACUCAAUACAAAAUGGCAAGAACAGCUGAAGAUCGAGAAAGAACGAGUUAGACGAAGUUUAAUUACAGGCAAUUAUGACAAAGAUGAUGAUAUAUUGGAUUUAUUUGCUGCAAGAGAUGCUGUUGUAACAGUGAUGAAUCCAAAUAAUUAUAGUACAAACAAUUUUGAAAACUAUGGUUCAAUUCUUCCAGUGCUCAAAGUCAUAAAUAACUUUCCUACUCAGACAAGUAUUAUUAAUGAAUUUACAUUAAACAAAGAACAACGAGCUGCAUUUAUGAUCAUAACAAGUCAUCUUGAUGGUGACAAGCGAUGUCGCAUAGGUGACAAUAAUGGUCAACUCAUAAUGUGCAUACCUGGUUGUGGUGGAACAGGCAAAUCGCAACUUAUUCGUGCUCUUACCAAAUACUUUCUCGUUACAAAAAGAAUGCAAAUGAUGAGAAAGCUUGCACCGACUGGAAUUGCUGCUGCUGAAAUAGAUGGAAUGACAAUUCAUUCAUUUUUGGGCGAACAACGCAAUUCAAGAAAGCCACGAACUAUCAAACCAGGCGACUCAAAGCUUGAAAAAGAAUGGAGACCAGUCGAAUAUCUUUUAAUUGAUGAGAUGAGUAUGGUUGGUUUAACUCUACUAGCAAAACUCAACCGAAUUAUUUCUACUGCAAAACAUGUCGAUCCUCAAGUUCCAUUCGGUGGUGUAAACGUUAUCUUCUUUGGUGAUUAUUUACAAUAUCGACCUGUAUUUGAUGCACCAUUACACACCGAUUUCACAUUAUCAUCUAAAAGUAAAUCGUGCAAGUUACCUACAGAAAAAGAAAUUCAACAGCGUGUUGCACGAUCUUUAAUACUUCAAAUUAA